Penicillium arizonense is the source of this 387-nucleotide messenger RNA. RefSeq lists its product as uncharacterized. The coding region runs from base 1 to 387 and encodes 128 amino acids. The transcript has 3 exons. Lineage: Eukaryota; Fungi; Ascomycota; Eurotiomycetes; Eurotiales; Aspergillaceae. The record is from RefSeq and is a predicted model, not a curated record.
AUGCCAGAAAACAUGGAUUCCAAGUCCUUGACGUUUCCAGAUUUCCUUGAUUCUGAUUUUGUGGAGCUUCAUGCCGACGAUGACGACGAAGCGCCCAAAAUUCACAGAAAACUGCUGCAAGCCAAAUUCAACGGACUAGCCGACAAACUGAAGGAGCGAUCAGAAAACACAUCCGGAAACCACAUAUUGCAAGCGAACAAGGCAGCUCUCACCUGUAUUCCACUCAUGUCCGUGGAGCCACCGAAAAAGAAGGCCAAGGUCAAAAGUGACGCCCAGCCAGCCUCUGAAGACAUUGUGAAGACUCAGGAUGUCUCUCGCACCCACCUGCUGGUCGCGCAUAUGAACAUCCUUGCCUUCACAUGGCCCUACAAGAACAUAACACUUUAA